Molecule: messenger RNA, 2034 nt
Organism: Fusarium verticillioides 7600
Lineage: Eukaryota; Fungi; Ascomycota; Sordariomycetes; Hypocreales; Nectriaceae
Exons: 2
Coding region: 1-2034 (677 amino acids)
Biological process (GO): cell motility
Molecular function (GO): catalytic activity
Source: RefSeq, a predicted model, not a curated record
AUGCCUGGAUUUCAAAAUACAGUCGAUGAACAGGAGGGUACAAGUGUUCGCCUGAUCUUGAUGUGUCAGUACGCUAGUAUUUGUAGAGGCGAACAGUCUAUCUUUGGCAGGCUUCGAGCCGCUGGCAUUGAGCCGGAAGACUACAUCGCCUUCUACUCGCUUCGUCAAUGGGGAGUCAUGAGUAACGAUGUCCUUGUCACCGAGCAACUCUACAUCCAUGCCAAGACAAUUAUCGUUGACGACCGCGUCGCCCUUAUCGGCUCCGCCAAUAUCAAUGAACGAUCAAUGCUUGGCAGUCGUGAUUCGGAGUGUGCUGCGAUCGUUCGAGAUACUGAUAUGAUCAACUCGACAAUGGCUGGAAGACCGUACCAAGUUGGCCGCUUUGCUCACACACUCCGACUCCGACUGAUGCGAGAACAUCUCGGCCUCGACGUUGACGAAAUACUUGAGCAAGAGCGCCAGGCAGAGCUUGACCGUCAAGAUUUCGAGAAAGAGAUGGAGGAUAUAUAUAACGAAGAGAAUGGUGGUCCUGCCGAUUCCUCAAAGCUUUCACCGAAACGCCCCGAUCACCUACGCAUUCCAAGUAUUAACCAUGAUCUAGAUGCUGCAGUUGAGAUUGAAGACGACAGCAGCAGUAGCAGCAGCAGCAGUAGCGACAGUAAUGCAGAAGUGGAUAGUACUGUCAUCAAUCAAGCAGAGGAUAAGGUGAAGCAUGAGCUGGACGUUACCGGUUAUGGGCCUGACCGUUGGAAGACUGCCGAGAAAUCUGGCCUUGAUGCCGGCCGCGAUUCUGUUAUCAUCAACGGACGUGAAGUCCUUGUUAGCAACAUCAGCAAUGAAGGCAAGGGAACACUGCAAUCACCCAAGGAAACACAGUCACAUAUUCCCCAGCCCGAUAAUCGAUAUCUGGACUUAGGAAACCACAACGACAGCCUCCCCCCCGUGCCAGCUCUAAAUCGUCGCACUACGGAUCAACUUGGCCUGCCCCGUCCCGCACAGCUGCCGUCUUUGCCGAUAAGCGACGAUACUGACAUUGGCGGUCCUCCACUACAUCUCGAUCCCGAAACGGGAAAACCGGUUAAUGGUGUUUUCCAUCCGAUGGCCGCAGAUAUUCAUUUAGCACACAUUGACAAGGACUGUAUGGUAGAUCCAGUCAACCCCAACUUUAUUGACGAAAUUUGGAACCGAGCUGCUCAAAACAACACGAAGCUCUAUCGCCGAGUGUUCCGUUGCAUGCCGGAUUCCGAAGUGAGCACUUGGGCAGAAUAUCGAGAGUACACGACCUACGGCGAGAGGUUCCGGGCAAGCAUGGAAGGUGGCCGAUCAAGAGGUGAAGACUCGGAAUUCCCUCCAUCCUCGAGACAUCGUGGAUCCACUGCGGGUGGUGCUGGUGUUAGUGCACCAGGACCAGAGGUGAUGGCUAAGGCCGUUGAAACUGAAGCGGAGAAGGCAGUCGGAAGAAUGGCCGAGAAGCUCCCUCUUGGCCACCAUGAGGAGGAUAGAAUCAAAAUCGUCAUUCCUGACGAGAGCCAGCGUGAUGCUGAUGAAAAACAAGCAAUGAAAGACGGCGAGGCUAUAUCAUCACGACCCACCACUGGGCUGGGGAAUGAGAAUGGUCCCGAUGCACAUCAACAUACAGAGGCACCAUCUCCAGUCUACUCGCCCGGAGACACCCCAUUCCCUGCCUUCGAUGGAGGCAGUAGUGGAAGAUACCUUGACCCGCAGACAGGUACCAAGGACAGAGAGAGGCGCACUACUUUUUCGACGCUUGAGAAACCAUCCUCAAGAGAUACUAAUGCCCCUCCACCGGGGCAGUUUGGCUCAGUGAAACGCAGACGCCGUGCAACUACUAAGAAUAGCCGACGCGGUUUUAGUAUUGACGACAUGCCAUCACGGGGGCAGGCUGAAGAGCUUUUAAAUAUGGUCCAGGGCACUAUCGUGCAGUUCCCUUAUGAUUGGCUCCUUACGGAAGAGCAAAACGGGAACUGGGGUUACCAAGUCGAUGGCGUUGCCCCCUUGGCAAUUUACAACUAG